Molecule: messenger RNA, 2283 nt
Organism: Corylus avellana
Lineage: Eukaryota; Viridiplantae; Streptophyta; Magnoliopsida; Fagales; Betulaceae
Source: RefSeq, a predicted model, not a curated record
CAGUGUCUUUAAGAAUGCUGGAUCUGCUGUUUCAUUUCCUACCACGUCCAAAUCUCGUCUUAAAGAAACAAAGUCAAAACUAGCACUGCCUUCAGUGCAAGCUGAAGAUUCUCGAACAGUUGAUGGAUGCUUUGUUACUGAGGAUUCUGACAUACCUGUUGCGGGUGGUGACAACAAUGUUAAUUUUUUCGCUGCAGAGAAUCAAGUGACAGAUAUUGAGGUUAAUCCGGUAAUGGAGGAAGCACCAAAUAUGUACCUGCUGCAAGAUCCACUAGAUUGCAACUGUUUGACCCGCUUAACUCUACUCGCCAAUACACCUGCCGCUUCAUCUUUUCCGACAGAGUCUGAGCUAGCACUGGCUUCCGUAUCUCCAGCAUUAGGAAAGGAAGUCAGUAAUCAUCUCACAAGAUGUUAUUCUAAUGGAAUGACAUCUAACACUAUAACAGCCAUAAAUGGUAACCGCGAUGGUUAUAGUGCGUACACUGCAAUAAAUCGAGUAGAAGAAGAAACGACUGGUGAGGUCGUAGACUCAAAUAUGUUGUGUGUCUUGCCAGACUCAAAUAUGUUCCAUGUCCCGCCAGACUUAAAUGUGUUCUGUGUCCCGCCAGAGCUACUAGGGCUCUCCCCAUUACACUUGCAGAUGCAAUCUGUUUACAUGCCCUACAGUGUUGCCAAUGACUCAAUUUACCUUGGUGAUGAGGUGCCUUUUCAAUAUGGGACGAAUGUGCCAGCUGCCUUUACGUCUGACUUAUGUGGUCCUCCCUCCUUAUUCAGAUGAGUUCCUUCGGAUCUGGCUUAGUUCCUUCAUAAUGAUUCUAGCAAUCAAAAGAAUCUCGCUUACAGGGUCGUCCUGUAGGCAGGAUAGAUAGAUAGAUUGAGGGGGUGUUUGUUAAACACCACACCACCACACCGCACUGUUCAUGGGAAAAAAAAAAUAAUGAUUGAUAUGGGAAAAUGAAAAAGUGGUAUUGGAAAGUAGAAAAUUUUGUUUUGUAGUGUUUUUUUUUAUUUGAAUAGUAAUAAAAAGUAAAUGAUGUGAUAUAAAAAGUAAAUAAUUUAAUAUAAAAGUAAGAAUGUUUUUUUUUAGAAAAAAUGAAGUGAAUAGUGUGGUGGAAUGUGGGGGGAUGGGGUGGGGUUUAACAAACAAGGCCUGAGCCCUAGAGCAACAAAUUUGAGUGAUGCUUUUUAUAUAUUUGGGUUAAAUACUUUUUUACCCCCUAUAGUUUAACUUUAUGUUUUGCCCCCUAUGGUUUAACUUUAUUUUUUGUCCCCUAUAGUUUAACUUUAUGUUUUGCCCCCUAUGGUUUAAUUUUAUUUUUGGCCCCCCUAUAGUUUAACUUUAUGUUUUGCCCCCUAUGGUUUAAUUUUAUUUUUGGCCCCCCUAUAGUUUAACUUUAUGUUUUGUCCUUAUGGUUUAACUUUAUUUUUUGCCCCCUCAGUUUCGUUUUGCAUCACAGAUGGUAGGAGUGUACAGCCCCUUAGUUUCGUUUUGUAUAACCGCCCCACAACUACUAACCGUUAACCGCAUAAUCACAUAACCGCAUAACCGCUUUGGUAGGCAGUUAUAAAAAAUGCUAACCGCCCCGCCCUAGGCGGUUAGAGGUUUUAGGGGUAGGGAAAAAGCGGUUAACAACCGCUAACUGCCUACCCUUAUAUAUAAUAAUAUAAAUAUAUGUUAUAUAUUUUAUAUUAAAAAUAUAACAUUAAAACGACGCCUGUGUCGUUUUAAAUACGAGUUGGGGAUAGAGUUUCAUCAUAUUCAUUAUUUUUUGUAACACUUUGACCCAAAAAUAUUUAAAAUAAGCACAAUGAAGGCCCAAAACACCUCUAAAAGCUCAUAUAAAAAAAAGGUUAUAAAACUGCCGAUUAUUGGCUUAAUAAUCGCUAACUCUCGGUUAUAAAAUAACUGCUAACUGCCUAAGUGGAGUUGUUGCGGUUAUUGAAAAUUCAAUAACCGCCUUAGGUGGUUGUGGUUAGUGGUUUUAGCCAAUAACCGCAACUGCUUGUACACCCCUAAUAGAUGAUACCUCAAUAAUGGUUAAAAACAAAGAUAGUACUUCCGGCCAAAAAUUGACGGAAAUUCAUGUCAGCACCCCCAAAAAAUUGACAUCUUUCUACAUCCAUAGUUAAAAAUUUAAAAAGCUAAAAUGAUUAAAAACAUUAAAAAAUUUAAUUAAAUAAUAAAAAAUAUAUAAUUAAAAAAAAAGGGGUAGUGCCACCCCUUUUGGGCAAAAUGAAGGAUGGCUGGCCACCCCCAUGGAGGUAGUUGAAGCCACCCCUGGC